UAUUUGCGAGUGGCAGUGCCCUAUGCCUGCUCUUCGUCUAUGAAAACAAAAAUACAGCUAGAGCUACCCCCUUUACAAGUUUUAGGGCUAUCUUCUCAAAAAAUCAUUUUGUUCUAGGGUUUCUUCUUUUCUGUUCUCAUAGCCAUGGGAGAUUGGCAGCAGCUCAUCCAAUCGAUUUUCAUAGGUUUACUCUUCUCUUACCUUCUGGCCAAGCUAAUUUCAAUAGUAGUUUCUUUCAAAGAUGACAAUCUUACCAUCUCAAGGAGCGCCGAAUCCAAUCAAUCCCUUCCACCUAGGCCCAAAUCAGUCACUGACUUUGGUUUCUGUGGCCAAGAUUUCACUGCCGCCGAAUUUACCGCCGUCCACGACAGCGAUUCAAUGAUGGCUGAGCAAGGCAGCGUGAGGAACGAGAGCAUAACCGGUAGUGAUAUUGGUGAUCCCGAUAUUGAUGAUGAUGAUGAUGAUGAUGAUGAUUGGGAGGGAGUCGAGAGCACCGAACUGGACGAGAUGUUUAGUGCUGCGACGGCAUUUGUAGCGGCGGCUGCGGCGGAUCGGCUUUCUCAGAAGGUGUCAACGGAUGUGCAGUUGCAGCUUUACGGCUUGUACAAGAUUGCCACGGAAGGACCUUGCAGUACUCCCCCUCCUUCCGCCAUUAAAAUGAGCGCUCGUGCCAAGUGGCAAGCAUGGCAGAAACUCGGUGCUAUGCCUCCAGAGGAUGCAAUGCAAAAGUACAUUGAUAUUGUUACAGAAUUAUAUCCUACUUGGGCUUCCGGUUCAGCCAUGAAAAGGAAAGGUGGAGAUGGUGAUGCACAAAGUAACGAUUCCAAAGGACCUAUGGGUCCAGUUUUCAGCACUCAUGUUUUUGAAGAGGAAUCUGGAAAUGAAUUGAAAAUGGAUGCCAUUCAUGCCUUUGCCAGGGAAGGAGAUUUGAAGAAUUUGCUCAGAUGUAUAGAAAAUGGUGUUUCUACAAACUUGAAAGAUAGCGAGGGUCGGACCCCAUUGCAUUGGGCUGUAGAUCGUGGCCAUCUUAAUGUGGUGGGAGCUCUUGUUGAAAGGAAUUCUGAUGUAAACUCAAAGGAUAAUGAAGGCCAAACACCUUUACAUUAUGCUGCUGUCUGUGAGAGAGAAGCCAUUGCAGAAUUUCUUGUUAAGCAAAACGCGGACACCAAUUUGGAAGACAAUGAUGGCAAGUCUGCUCGUGAUCUUUGUGAAGUAGACUGGCCUUGCCUGCGGCACUAGCUACGCAGACAUACUGAUUUUAUCUUGUGGUUUCUUUCAUCUUAGUCUGACAAAAUUUCCCAUGGAUGUAUAUAGUACAUGGUUAUUUAUGCUCCCUCCUUUACUCUCCUUUUGUACCUUAAAUUUUCAUCUUAAUGACAAACUACCAUUGGGAUAAUUCA
Molecule: messenger RNA, 1400 nt
Organism: Manihot esculenta (cassava)
Lineage: Eukaryota; Viridiplantae; Streptophyta; Magnoliopsida; Malpighiales; Euphorbiaceae
Product: acyl-CoA-binding domain-containing protein 1
Exons: 6
Coding region: 145-1239 (364 amino acids)
Molecular function (GO): protein binding; fatty-acyl-CoA binding
Source: RefSeq, a predicted model, not a curated record